Molecule: messenger RNA, 849 nt
Organism: Thamnophis sirtalis
Lineage: Eukaryota; Metazoa; Chordata; Lepidosauria; Squamata; Natricidae
Source: RefSeq, a predicted model, not a curated record
UGUUGGCGGGGCACGCGGGCGUGGGGUGGCACGCGGCGCAGCGGCUCCUCAAGCGCUCCAAGCGCGCCCUGCACUUCAACGACCCCAAGUUCCCCCAGCAGUGGCACCUGGACAACCGCAAGAGCCCCGGGAUGGACAUCAACGUGACAGGCGUGUGGGAACGGAAUGUGACAGGCCAGGGGGUGACGGUGGUGGUGGUGGAUGAUGGUGUUGAACACACCAUCAAGGACAUCCAGCCCAACUAUAGCCCAGAAGGCAGCUACGAUCUGAACUCCAACGACCCCGACCCCAUGCCCCACCCGGACGAGGAGAACGGCAACCACCACGGGACACGCUGCGCCGGGGAAAUUGCGGCCGCCUCCAACAACAGCUUCUGCGCGGUGGGCGUGGCCUUCGGCAGUCGGAUUGCAGGCCGCCCUGCAGCAUGGCGUGGUUGCUGGCCGGAGAGGCUUUGGCAGCAUCUUUGUGGUGGCCAGUGGCAAUGGCGGCCAUCACAACGACAACUGCAACUAUGACGGCUACGCCAACUCCAUCUACACCGUCACCAUCGGCGCCGUGGACGAGAUGGGUUACAAGCCCUUCUACGCGGAAGAGUGCGCCUCCAUGCUGGCCGUGACCUUCAGCGGAGGAGACAAGUUGAUGAGAAGCAUUGCCACCACGGACUGGGAUUUGCAGAGGGGCACCGGCUGCACAGAAGGGCACACGGGCACCUCUGCUGCAGCCCCCUUGGCUGCCGGACUGAUCGCCCUCAUGCUGCAGGUGCGCCCGUGCCUCACCUGGAGGGACGUCCAGCACAUCAUCGUCUUCACGGCCACCAAGGUGAGGCUCCCAGCGCCUCCCCAAGGAUGA